Molecule: messenger RNA, 411 nt
Organism: Stegostoma tigrinum
Lineage: Eukaryota; Metazoa; Chordata; Chondrichthyes; Orectolobiformes; Stegostomatidae
Product: histone H3-like
Exons: 1
Coding region: 1-411 (136 amino acids)
Cellular component (GO): nucleosome
Molecular function (GO): structural constituent of chromatin; protein heterodimerization activity; DNA binding
Source: RefSeq, a predicted model, not a curated record
AUGGCGCGGACGAAGCAGACAGCUCGGAAAUCCACUGGGGGUAAAGCUCCCCGCAAACAGCUAGCUACCAAAGCUGCCCGUAAGAGUGCCCCGGCCACCGGCGGUGUCAAAAAGCCGCAUCGCUAUCGCCCGGGCACGGUGGCGCUGCGGGAGAUCCGCCGCUACCAGAAAUCCACCGAGCUGUUGAUCCGCAAGCUGCCCUUCCAGCGCCUGGUGCGGGAGAUCGCCCAGGAUUUCAAGACCGACCUGCGCUUCCAAAGCUCUGCCGUGAUGGCCUUGCAGGAGGCCAGCGAGGCUUAUGUGGUGGGCCUCUUCGAAGAUACCAAUCUGUGCGCCAUCCACGCCAAGCGGGUCACCAUCAUGCCCAAGGACAUUCACCUGGCCCGGCGCAUCCGUGGGGAGCGGGCCUGA